Molecule: messenger RNA, 1206 nt
Organism: Cherax quadricarinatus
Lineage: Eukaryota; Metazoa; Arthropoda; Malacostraca; Decapoda; Parastacidae
Source: RefSeq, a predicted model, not a curated record
GAAUCACAACACGGACCACGCAAUGAUACUGUCACUGUUCGUGGCUGUGGUACUGGCAGGGAUGGCAGAGGCGGCAGAGAUACCAGAGGCUGUAGGUCAGGAUGGCAGCGGCAGUAGUGCUGACACGCAGUACUGCGACCCAUUACCAGACCAACCGGAUCCGCCAAGUCAACCGGUGGUGUCUCAACACUACACAGCCAAGGUGGAGGUUGUGAGAGCCGUUCUUGAGGGACCUUCCUCCAGCCCAGAGCAUAUAGUGAUGUACGUGGAGUACGCGUACGACGGGCCGGGCAGAAGACUCUCCGUGGAGAUCUCCUCCAAGCAGUUGGUCGAGAAGUACAUCCUUAACUGGAACAGCCAGCAGAUGAUGGUCCUACGCAGCCCUAAGGAUGGCAGCAGCAGCAUGAGAGAGUGUCUCCUGCGGCCACUGGAGGAAGCAACGUACCUCUUCCCUGUGUUGUGGGGCUCCAGUAAUAACAUUUCCACCGACACCAUGCUAGAACCAGCCGUGCCCCUGGGCAUCCUCCACUGGUCCGAUACCCACUAUAAAGGCGACUACCAGCACCGGGGAAUGGCGUCUUACCGUUGGGACUGGUGUGGCUUGAAGCAGUUCGAGGCUGACGUUGCCACACCAAAUAUAUCCAUGGCAACCUACUGGAGCGCCUCCAACUGGCGUAUGGCAACAUUAGGGAUAAAUGGAGUGUCGUGGCCCCUGGGUUGGGAGGUGGAGAUGCACGAGAGAGAGGGAGACACCACCACCACCAUCAAGUUGGAGGUUCACAACGUCAUGUACUACAACCCUGGCACCGUGGACUACACCGCCUUCACCGUCCCACAAGACAUGUACUGCCCUACGCUCAUCCCUGAAGCAGAACAUUCCUUCCCAGAUUUCUCCAUGGACCGCCUCUUCACCUUCAGCUUAGAGAUGCAGCAGACAGAUGUCCAGGACUUCACCUGGGCUGAUGGUUGGUAUGACUUUGAGAAACAGUUGUACAGGAUCGACCACGACGUAAUCAUCGGCAAGAACCUCGUCACCACCACCGAAGUCUUCGACUUUAACGAUGGCGUGGAGUACUCAUUCACGGUGGGUGUUUGACUGGGGUGCACGCGUUAAUAUCAUUAACAACUCCGACACUGAUGGGCUGACAUCACUGGAUCUCUUCGUCCUGGGCUGACAACCUAAUGCUUUUUCGGGACCAACGCCAC